UGAGUGGUCUUCUUUAUAUAGACGAUCUUUGGCCACAAAGCAGCAACACAGAAACAUGGCAGACAGCGCGGCUAAACCAUGGGCUAAACACGAAACUGAUGAAUUAUAUCAGAAAGCCAAGAGGGCGAAAUCUGACAACGAGAAUGGCGGAGGAGAAGUUGGAAAGGAAAUUGAAUGUGAAAAUAUUCUGUCUGAGUUCAAAACGACUAAAGUCUUGAGUGAUUCAGCCCGGGAGAAAAACAUCUUCAUCCACGGAAAGCUUGCUGAUCAGGAUGCGGUGAUAAUCUUGGAGAAGACCCCCAUCAGAGAAGACACCCUGGCUGAGCUCUUCACCGGUUCAACGUUGAAGCUGGAGAUGAAGAACGACAUCUACAGCACUUAUCGCUUACAGGCUCCCCCUCAACUCAAUGAGAUAAAGACUACAGUCGUGUGUCCAGCCACAGAGAAGCAUAUAAAGAAAUACCAGCGUCAGGAGAGCUUCCUGGUGGAGGAAACGGGAGCGGACUAUCAGUCCAUCACGUUGCCUUACAUUCAGAAGCAGAGUUUCAGUGUGCAGUGGGUAUACAACAUCUUGGAGAAGAAGGCCGAGGCUGACAGGAUCGUUUUUGAAGAUCCAGACCCAACAGUCGGAUUUCUACUCCUCCCAGAUUUCAAAUGGGACCAGAAACAGGUUGAUGAUUUAUAUCUGAUCGCCAUAACACUUCAGAGAGGCAUCCGGAGUUUCAGAGACCUGACGCAGGAGCACCUCCCUCUGCUGCAGAACAUCUUCCAGAAGGGCAAGGAAGCCAUCCUGCAGCGCUACCAGCUUCCAGCCAGUAAACUGCGAGUGUACCUGCACUACCAGCCGUCCUACUACCACCUCCACGUCCACUUCACCAAGCUAGGCUACGAGGCUCCGGGCUGCGGUGUGGAGCGGGCCCACCUCCUCGCAGACGUCAUCCAAAACCUGCAGUCCGACCCCGAGUACUACAAGACCCGGACCCUGUACUUCCCCCUGAGGGUGGACGACGGACUGCUCAGCAAAUACAAGGAGGCAGAGAGGCUGUGAUUCUUUAAAGAUGACCAUCCUUUCUGAGUUUUUCACAUCAUAUUUUUUGUGUUUCUUGUGAAUACCCGUGCUUUUAUAAAUCAAUCCAACUCAGUCUAUACAGCACUUUUUAUACACAAAAGGUAAAACAAUAUUCUUCGGAAAACCAAAUAAAACCCAACAAAAAACAAUACCAACCCUUCUUCCCAAUCCAUGGACAAAUAACUGUGAUUAUUACAGAAGUCAAUCAACACAGGACUGAAUGAAACAAGAAUACAUUCAAUGAAAGGUAAUUGGAGUUCUUUCCACUGAUUUCUAGUUGCAAACAUUUUAUGAAUAUUUGUAUACACAUUGUGUUAAAGAAUUUGUAAAUGUUUGAGCAAAUCUUCAGCAAGGUGUUUUUUUAUUUCUCUUUUAUUCCUGCUU
Molecule: messenger RNA, 1453 nt
Organism: Trematomus bernacchii (emerald rockcod)
Lineage: Eukaryota; Metazoa; Chordata; Actinopteri; Perciformes; Nototheniidae
Gene: dcps
Product: decapping enzyme, scavenger
Exons: 6
Coding region: 56-1048 (330 amino acids)
Biological process (GO): deadenylation-dependent decapping of nuclear-transcribed mRNA
Cellular component (GO): P-body; nucleus
Molecular function (GO): RNA 7-methylguanosine cap binding; hydrolase activity
Source: RefSeq, a predicted model, not a curated record